AUGCUGGCGCAGUUUGGACAGUUUAUGGAUCACGACAUCACCCGGACGGGCACAACCAAAACUCACAACGACGAACAGAUCAGCUGUUGUAGUGAGCAAGUGCUUCGAAAUGCUCGCCUUUUGCAUCCUGCCUGCUUUCCCAUUGUCGUCCCGCCUGAAGACGCUUUCCUGCGCGCCGAGUCGCAGCAGUGCAUCAACUUUGUUCGCUCUGCGCCGGCCAUCAAUCCAAAGUGCCGCUUUGGACCGAGAGAGCAGCUGAACCAGCUUAGCUCGUACAUCGACGGCACCAACAUCUACGGCGCAAACGACGCCGAGGCUCGCGAGCUGCGCGCCUUCUCCGGCGGCCGCCUCAAGGUGUCCACCGUCAACUCUGAGGAGUUCCUGCCCAUGAAGCCGGCCAAUGACACCAACUGCCAGCUGCCCAAAGGAGGCGGCGGCGGCUUGCCGCAGAUGCGCUGCUUCGCCGGCGGCGACAAUCGCGUCAACGAGGUGGUCGACCUGGCGGUGCUGCACAACGCCUGGAUGCGCGAGCACAACCGCAUCGCCGGAGAGCUCUCCCAGCUGAAUACCCACUGGAGCGACGCCACCCUCUACGAGGAGACAAAGCGCAUCGUCGUCGCCCAGCUGCAGCACAUCCUCUACGACCAGUUUCUGCCGCUCAUUCUCGGUCCGCGAGCCUUUGCCCAUUUCAGCCUGGGACUGAGCGGCGGUGGCUUCAGCAACCGCUACAAUCCCAUCAUCGACGUGACGGUGCUCAAUGAGUUCUCCACGGCCGCCUACCGCCUGCACUCGCUGGUGCAGGGCAUGCUGCACCUGAACUCGGCGGACAAUCAGGUGCUGGCGAGGGUGCCCCUGCACGAGCAGUUCAACAAUCCGCGCAUUCUCUACCACCAGGGCGGCUAUGAGAUGCGCAUUGCCGGACUCACCGGACAGCCCAUUCAGCGAUUUGACAACUUCUUCAGUCGCGAGAUCACCAACCACCUCUUUCAGAUACCGGGCAAGCGCUUCGGCCUCGACCUGGUGGCGCUGAACAUUCAACGUGGUCGCGACCACGGCCUUCCCGGCUACGUCAAGUAUCGCGAGAUAUGCGGCCUCUCGCGGGUCAACUCUUUUGACGACCUGAAGCGGAUCUUCUCCAACGGCCAGGUGGCCGAUGUCAUGGCGCAACUUUAUCGCCACGUCGAGGACAUUGACCUCUUCAUUGCGGGCAGCAGUGAGAAGGUGUUGCCCGGAGCGGUGGUCGGGCCCACCUUUGCCUGUAUCAUUGGCGAGCAGUUUAGGCGAUUUAAAGAGGGUGAUCGUUUCUGGUACGAGAACGGCCCCAACGAGGUAGGCUCAUUCACGGCGGCUCAGCUGGCUGAGCUGAAGAAGGCCACCCUGUCACGGGUGCUCUGUGACAACAGUCGCAUUGAGAUCAUGCAGAGGAAUGCCUUCCUCAUGCCUAGUUCAAAGUAA
Messenger RNA from Rhagoletis zephyria (snowberry fruit fly), 1455 nucleotides. The record is from RefSeq and is a predicted model, not a curated record. NCBI's taxonomy places the organism in Eukaryota, Metazoa, Arthropoda, Insecta, Diptera, Tephritidae.